AUGAAAGACACUCAUCCCACCUCCAUCAGAUCCUCCACCCAAGCCUCCCGCCCCUACCCAGGCACCCCACGCCCUAACCCUUCCACCCCCCGCGCUGGACCAAGGUUCUUCCCACAGAACGUUCUACAAGACGACGAAGACAUGGGGACAGACGCCCCACCGUACGACACUUCCCCCCUGUCCCCACACCUCUCAUCACUCUCCCCACUGUCCACUCCCACCCCACACCCAAGGGCGUCGCCUGACCAACCCCUACCAGAUGACCUGCUCCUUUCCCCAGAGGAGCAACACAACGCCGACUCCCCACCCAGCGGCUUGACACAGGCGUCUGACAGCGGCCUCGCAGAAUCCAUCCAUGCCCCAAACGAUGAUGGAGGGGACCACCAAAUGAGCACCUCAGCCCUGCCUCACACCCUGAGUGCGGAGGAACAAAACAUCCUCACUCACCUUGCACUUGCGGGACAAAACUGUGCAGCAGUCCAGAACGACGGUCCACACCACGUCACGGACCUCCCUCAGUUCACACCCACCCCACUGGGCGGUUUCCCCCAAACCCACCUGGCACACUCCGCCCAAGUCUUCGACCACCUAGAUAACAAGGUGCUCUUAGCUUGGUUCCAAGUGGAACACCCUAAAUUCGUGGUCCGCGUCUUCGACCAAACCGGAAAAGAUGUGCUUGACAAAGCAGCCAUCCUCGCAGAACGAAUCAGGGCGAACAUCUCCAUUGUUGCCAACUUCAUACACCAAGAGGCGCAACCAGUGAGGGUGUCACCCCCGCAACCACAAGGCAGCAAAUACCUCCCCCUCAGCUUCCUCGUAUAUAAUAUCUCUCCUGAAACAAGGGACCUCAUCCUAUCCCAGCGUGUAUGGUCCGCAACAGAUAUCACCUUCGAAGCACGCCCGCCUGACCUCCUCUUCUGUGUCACGGGCUUUACAUCGCCUGACACAGACAUCGUCCAGAAGACAAUCGCGGAUGUCUGGGCAUACGAAGACAACCGAGCCCACAUCAACGAUAUCCUGUCCAUGAGUGAAAUCCCGGAGGAAAAAGUACACAUUGCUACCUGGAACCUGAUCAGGUCUAUCCGCGUCGAACACCUAGACUUCAAAAUAGCAGGUGGCCUCCCUGUCCCUCGCUUUAACAUCUUCGCGCAUAGCCCAACCUGCGAUGCGAAGGCAUGGACAGAGCUCUGCUCCUACCUCCGCAUCCUAGAUUACCCGACUGGCUUAGACGGCUGUGGCACAGCUGUUGCCCUGACACAAUGCCCUAUAUGCCACUCUAUUGCACACCCCAGAGGCCUAUGCCCUUUCCCCUUCGUAACCCAAUGGAACGGCCCCAAAAUCAAUGUCAAACUCCCGUCGCAAUCCUCCAGACAGCCAGGAAAUGGUAGAGGCUGCGGGCGCCGCUAUAACUAG
Messenger RNA from Suillus plorans, 1413 nucleotides. RefSeq lists its product as uncharacterized. NCBI's taxonomy places the organism in Eukaryota, Fungi, Basidiomycota, Agaricomycetes, Boletales, Suillaceae. The transcript has a single exon. Bases 1 to 1413 code for a protein of 470 amino acids. The record is from RefSeq and is a predicted model, not a curated record.